Messenger RNA from Aaosphaeria arxii CBS 175.79, 1861 nucleotides. RefSeq names its product homocitrate synthase. Gene Ontology annotation, cellular component: mitochondrion. The transcript is spliced from 4 exons. Gene Ontology annotation, molecular function: homocitrate synthase activity. The record is from RefSeq and is a predicted model, not a curated record. Lineage: Eukaryota; Fungi; Ascomycota; Dothideomycetes; Pleosporales. The coding region runs from base 175 to 1644 and encodes 489 amino acids.
GUCCAAUCCGUCGUCCGGGUGUGCGUGCGAAAAGAAUUUCUUCCUCUGAUCUUGAGUCACCUCUACUAUCAAUCAACCCAUUCACCAAUCUCCCCUACCAUUCAAAUACCCCCAUCAAUCCUCCCUUCCAUCCUUCAACCUUCAAUCCCAAAUCUCAUCUCACAUUCCCACAUCAUGUGCCCUCCCGUCGAAGAUACGCCUGUCAAUGGCACCAACGGUCAAGCAAACGGCUCCAAUGGUACCAACGGCGACCACCCAGGCUUCCGUGCCAUCCAGUCCUCGCACAACCCCCAUUCCAAUCACAAGAGCCCGUACCAGCCUGUCGGCGACUUCUUGAGCAAUGUCUCCAACUUCAAGAUCAUUGAGUCCACCCUCAGAGAAGGCGAGCAAUUUAGCAACGCAUACUUUGACCUCGAAGCCAAGAUCAAGAUCGCCAAAGCGCUGGACGAGUUUGGCGUCGAUUACAUCGAGCUCACCAGCCCUGCUGCUUCGGAGCAGUCCCGCUUGGACUGCGAGGCCAUCUGCAAGCUCGGAUUGAAGGCCAAGAUCCUUACCCACGUCCGAUGCCAUCUCGAAGAUGCCAAGAUCGCCGUCGAGACUGGUGUUGACGGCCUCGAUGUCGUCAUUGGAACCAGCAGCUACCUCCGCGAGCACUCCCACGGAAAGGAUAUGACAUACAUCAAGAACACUGCCAUUGAGGUCAUCGAAUACGUCAAGUCCAAGGGCAAGGAGAUUCGAUUCUCCUCCGAGGACUCCUUCCGAUCCGAUUUGGUCGACUUGCUCUCAAUCUACUCUGCUGUCGACAAGGUCGGCGUCAACCGUGUUGGUAUCGCUGAUACCGUUGGAUGCGCUUCCCCAAGGCAGGUUUACGACCUGAUCAGGACUUUGAGGGGUGUUGUGAGCUGCGACAUUGAGACCCAUUUCCACAACGACACCGGAUGCGCCGUUGCCAACGCAUACUGCGCUUUGGAGGCCGGUGCCACCCACAUCGACACCUCCGUUCUCGGUAUUGGCGAGCGUAACGGUAUCACUCCUUUGGGCGGUUUGAUGGCUCGCAUGAUUGUUGCCGAUCGCGACUACGUUUUGUCCAAGUACAAGCUUCACAAGCUCAAGGAGGUUGAGGAUUUGGUUGCCGAUCUUGUUGAGGUCAACAUUCCCUUCAACAACUACAUCACCGGUUUCUGUGCCUUCACCCACAAAGCUGGUAUUCACGCUAAGGCUAUCCUUAACAACCCCUCAACUUAUGAGAUCAUCAACCCCGCCGAUUUUGGAAUGUCCCGAUACGUCCACUUCGCUAGCAGACUCACUGGCUGGAAUGCCAUCAAGAGCCGUGCCGAUCAGCUAGGUUUGAACAUGACCGAUGCUCAAUACAAGGAGUGCACAGCCAAGAUCAAGGCUCUCGCCGAUGUCCGCAAGAUCGGUCUCGAUGACACAGAUUCGAUCAUCCGUACCUACCACCAGAACCUUCACAGCGAGGUAGAGAAGCCUUUGCUUGAGGGUCUCUCCGCAGAGGAGGAGCAGAAGUUCCAAGAGGCAGAGAAGAGCUUGGGCGGAGUCCCUGAGAAGCGCCAGUUGGACCAGACCGCGGAUGCGGAGGCUGAAGUGCCGGCUGCUAAGAAGACAAGAUCGGCCGCAGUUGCAUAGAGGAUUCAGGACCAGCGGUCAGAGUCUUUCGGAGUUUUGUGAACCUAAAUUUUCAUUUCCUGGGGCCAUGUUUGGGCAUUUCUAGCAUCCGGUUACGGAAAAGUUCCCUGUUUAGAUACCUCGCUAUGAACGGGCGAUGUUCAUAUAUCCUGACAUAUCAAAAAGCUAAUACGCUUUGACGUCGAUAGUCAAAAGAACACAGUGUAUUUUAUUUCCC